Fraxinus pennsylvanica is the source of this 474-nucleotide messenger RNA. The record is from the annotation of a GenBank genome assembly. Lineage: Eukaryota; Viridiplantae; Streptophyta; Magnoliopsida; Lamiales; Oleaceae.
AUGGCUACACAGAAUUUAGAACCCAUACAUGUCAUAGACACCAAGGACAAGAUCGAUGACAAAAGCCCUCUUCUUCUUGGUGCCUUCUUCUUGCUCUUCUUAUUCUUCUUAACUUUCUUCUUUGCAUACUUUCUCUAUGUCUGCACCCAUCGCGGCCGUGCCAGCGGCAGCUUCACCACCAAUCCCUCGAUAUCUCCGCCGGGCCUCGACACCACCGUCAUCAGCAGCCUGCCAAUGUUUUCAUAUGGAUCAAGUUCCGAUGGCAAAAAUUCAAGCCCAGAAUCGGAGUGUGCAAUUUGUCUAGGCAUGUUUCAAGAAGGAGAAAAGGUGAAGAUUUUACCUAAAUGCCACCAUGGUUUUCAUUCAGAAUGUGUUGACAAGUGGCUCAUAACUCGUUCAAGUUGUCCUCUGUGCAGAGCCUCAAUUCAAGUAGACUCAAUGUGCCAUGGCCAUGGUGACUCGGAGAUUCCAUGA